AUGGGCGAAAUGCUGUUUGCUAGUGCUGCCUAUGCCGAGGAAACCCGGACUGGCGGCGGCCUCACAACGUCUCAAAUUGUGACGUCGACGCCGUCAACUGCGUAUAAGAUUACUGCCGCUGGUGACGACUAUGACGAGGCCACGGGAGUACGGGUGAAACGAAGCGCUUCUACCACACGACGGAAAUCCCAGCCAUGGAAGUCACCGGAUGGGGACUACACGGGAGAGACGGACGUCAAAACACUGACUUCUCAUGAAGCAUCACUGCCUUCACAUACUGAAGCAGACACGCAACCACAAGAGAUUGGCAGCUCCUAUACUAGGACACAGAUAUCACCAGCACCCUUGGUUUCGCAGGAACACGCGCCACUGCUCCACCUGCCCCUCGAAAUCCGCCUUCAGAUCUACCGUUGGGUUCUGCUGCUGAGCACGGUUGACCGAAAGCCAGGCUCGACGGCCACUGCAGCAACAACCACCAACGACUCUGCCAUGUCCGUCUCGAGCACGCUCUUCCACUGUAUGCCGCCCUACUUCUUCGACAGCCCGCAGCACUUUGGCCCGGGUGACGGUAUCAUGUUUAUGAACAUGUUUGCCAGCAACGAGCACCAAAGGCCGCUGCACUUUCGGCGGCUAAGACCGAAGCCGCCGACCAACGAGACCCCGCAAGAAGACCAUCGAGACCAGAAGAGUACAGUCUUUGACGACGUCCCGUUGCUCGCCUCGUACCGCCCCGUUGGCCGUGCGUUGCCUGUCGGCCUGCUCGUCAGCUGCCGCCAGGUCUACCGCGAGGCCCGCACCAUCGCCUUUGAGACGAGCGAGUUUGUGUUUGUGCGUCUCUUCUGCUCGGGCCUGUCGACUGCUCACUCCUUUAUUGUGCUCGGUAGUCAGUCCUACCCGGGCAACGUAGGUGGCGGCAUCCCGCUCCUGCAGCCCUGGCAGCGCGACUGCCUGCGCCACGUGCGGCUGGAGCUGGACGUGAGCGUUGCCGACAUGGGCUGGACGGGACCCGAGCGGGAUCCCAAGUAUGUGGCGGCCGAGGGGUCGGACGCUUCGAAAGACGGGCCCAAGAUCAUGGAUGGGCCCAAAUGGCUCGCCCUCUGUGACGCCCUGGCCAACGGCCUGCACGGCAUGCGCGUCCUCCUCAACAUUACCGAGGAGCAGUACGACAUGAACGCAGAGCGGGACGAGGGCACCAAAGAAGACGACGAGUACACGUACACUCCGGACGAGGCCGCUGCGGCUGCCCGCAGUGUCUUGGUCGAGGGGUUCACACGCCUUGCUGCCCUGCGCCAACUGGAGAUUGAGCUUGCCUGGGUGCUGCGCGGCCGCUUCCGCAGCCGCGCCGCCAACUUGACCCCCGCUGCCGCGCGCGACAACCUCAUGUGGUGUGCCGCCGUCGAGACGGCCAUCCACGCGGCGAGACAGGCACGACUGGAGACGACAGCGGUAUCUAGAGCAUCAGAGUCGACGCGCCGCCCUGUGUUGACCAAAGUCGUCUGCGUGGAGCGCAUCUACGACGAGGAGUUGGAAAAGGAAAGGGCUUUUGUAGAGGGUUCUGGCUUCUAA
Sporothrix brasiliensis 5110 is the source of this 1566-nucleotide messenger RNA. RefSeq lists its product as uncharacterized. The record is from RefSeq and is a predicted model, not a curated record. The transcript has a single exon. NCBI's taxonomy places the organism in Eukaryota, Fungi, Ascomycota, Sordariomycetes, Ophiostomatales, Ophiostomataceae. Bases 1 to 1566 code for a protein of 521 amino acids.